Molecule: messenger RNA, 5874 nt
Organism: Ceraceosorus guamensis
Lineage: Eukaryota; Fungi; Basidiomycota; Exobasidiomycetes; Ceraceosorales; Ceraceosoraceae
Exons: 4
Coding region: 334-5622 (1762 amino acids)
Biological process (GO): phosphatidylinositol dephosphorylation
Molecular function (GO): phosphatidylinositol-4,5-bisphosphate 5-phosphatase activity
Source: RefSeq, a predicted model, not a curated record
UGACUGUAGGGUUCAACGGCCGGCUUCAAUUGUGUGAAUGGGUGCUCCAGUUCCCCUGUGCACACGUGCGCGCAACGUCUCGGAUAGCCUCCUAGAACUCAAGACUCGUGAACCGUGAGUAGAAGCUCGAGCCUCCUCAGACUCGUGACCAUCAACCAGGCGCCUGCUCGACCUCGUCCACCUUCUGCCCCCUCCUCUUCAUUGCUAUCUGCUUCCACUUGGUUUCAUGAUGACCCCAUCCAAGCUUUGACUCUCUGCUUGCUCGACGUUGGUCGCUUUGCGCCAUCGAAGUUCUAAAAGACUGCAUACACGAUACCAGUCACGGACGAGGGCAUGGAACAUAAAAAGAGCGCAAGUCGCUCGGGCGAGCCGAGCUCGGCGCCUGCAUCAAGCUCGUCGCCAAAGACGGGAAUGCGAAGACUGUUCAAUAGGCGAUCCAUCAGCAACUCAAAGACACCAGCUAGAACAUCUGCCGCUGAGCCAGAGCCAACGAUCAGCGCUUCGACCCCGGCUUCAUCUCGUUCUGCAAAUGCACCGUCAGCAUGCGUGUAUGAGAAUGGUGCGGGCGGUGCUCUGACAACAUCGGUCACUGCGCUGCCCGAGGGUGCCCCUGCUCAAGCUGAGAUCUCGCGGGCGGCCCGGGCCGCGUCAUCCGCCGACCCGUUGCAGUCGAAAUCAAUCGACUUUGCUCAGGGAAGACGUGAUGGAGAUCUUGCCGAGGAUGCUAUGCUGGACGCUGGUUCCCCUCCACCAUCCAUCUUGGCAAGUGCGAACGCGUCGACGUCAGGGUUGGCCUCGCGUCGUCCGUCUGCGGCAGGGUUGCAACUUCAAACUUUCAACCUCCCAGACCCAGGCAUCACCUUCUCGCCAGCUCCCGACAGCCGAGACUCUCCGACUCCUAUGGCUGGCUCGCCAAAGGCACAGAAUAAGCAAGCUGCAAUGCUUCAUGCGGUGAACAGCGCCGAGUCAUCGAGCUCUAGAGCAGAAGAGGCCACAAGCGCAACAUCUGGCAUCUCCUCCGGCCGGACCCCACGCAGGCUGAUCCAUAGGAUCGCCACAAGCACGGAAAAAGGCGGCUCCUCCUCACACGAGGCGAACAUCGGGACAAAUGGUUUCAAUCCGCGAUCUCCUCAUCCGUUCAGAGUGCUCGCUGGAAGCAGGUCUCGACAUCACGUUGGAAUCGGAAGACCCGUACGCAGCGGUACAUUCAUCCCUGCACCUGGCCAGGUACUUGAAGAGCGAAGGGUGUCUCUACCGGGAGCAGAGCCCGUCGUUCCCUCUUUCCACCCAGCUGCGCCCAUUGCUCUCCGAGCUCCAAACGAAUCACAGCCGCUCACUUCUCCGCUCGCCGAUCCAGUCGAUAUCGAAGCUGGCAGUGAAGAGGUAGCUCCAAAUGGUGCCCGAGCCCAUACGCUGAGGCUACAGCGCCCGCAGAUCAAAAUUCGUUGCAUCACUUGGAACCACGGCAACAGCGUGCCAAAGGGAGAUCUGGAGGUGCUCCUUGGUCGUGUAGGAGAGUACGUGCCACCCGAGCCCGGCUGGGAUGAGAGCGGAGACGAGGAUGAGACGGAAAAUGUGCAAUCAGAAGCCGGCGCCAAGGAUGAGCAAGUGGCGGAGAUAAAGGCGCCCAAAUCGAAGGGCAAGGGUGUAGCUGGACAAGAGUCGGUUCCCAGAAAGGAUCGCAUCCCACCCCUCGUGGCAGACGAUGCGCAUCCCUACCAUGUUAUCGUGAUAGCAGGUCAAGAGUGUCCUUGGGGCGAUGGCAAGCGCUUAGCAGCCGGCGUGGCCUUGGCUGGCGAGCUGAGCGACUUGGCCCGAAGCAAGAGUAGAGCUGUGCCCAAAGAGAAAGAUAGAGAGAAGGAGGAGAAGGAGAGGGAGAAGAAGGAGCGCAGGGAGGAAAAGGAGAGGGAAAAGCGCGAGGAGAAAGAAAGAUUGAAGCGAGAGAAGGACGCUGCAAAAGCCAACGGCAAGGAGCUCGCUUUGCCAGAGGACAAGCAAGCCGGGUCCCACGCAGGCAGAAUUGCGGACGGAGAAGAUACUGGACCAACCACUCGAGACGGUGGCGUGCCGCACUCGGCAUCUCUUGGCGAGAUACGGGUCCAAGACUUUGCAGCGAUGGCCCCCUCAAUUCCACCUUCUCCGAUGCCUGCUACAUCAGCAGUCGAUGGGUAUUUUGAAAGUCCGGCAUUCAGUCCGCCGCAGAGCGGGGUUCCUAUGACUCCUUCCGCGGCCGGUCCCUUUCCAUUUUUGGGGCUUGGUGGUGGUGGAGUCAAAGGUUGGUCAGAAAUGUGUGAAGCUUGGCUUUGCCAUGGUCCUGUUGCUCAAUUAAACGCAAUCAAGGGCACGCCGGCUUCUCUGGCGCAGCUGGCAAAUGGCUCGAGCACUCCUCAUGCUAUGUGGGAGACGAGUACGGAAAUCGAGCCUUCUGUGGCGGCAUCGCGUACAGACACGCCUAUCCCGAACUCCAGCACCAAACACGAUGUACCAAAGCUGAAGCUCCGAACAGAUGCUCUUAGCGUUGGUGGUGGCAAAUCUGCGCCUGACGACAGGAAGCAUAAACAGGCUCUGAGCCCAAGCACGCCGCUGAACGGCCCAGCCCUAGGAGCUGCAGACGGUUCUCCAGCCAAGAAAUCUGCUCUCGCUGCAGCAGCUGGCCUCGCGACGUCACACGCGCUGGCAGUCCCGCACAGCAUUUCUCGCAACAACAGCUCCAGCCGGCUGGCGCCUACCUCAUUUGAGAGUGUUGCAGAUCUUCCGUCGCCUGGCUUGCUCUCCCCAAGCGAAUUUGGUCUCAUCAGAGAGCCGUCGCCGCCAGAGCAAAAGACAAAGAUCGAAGAGCAGGAACCUCCCACCUUACAAACGCAGGAGCAAAGCUCUUCGCACCAUCGACACCUCAUAUCACGCUUCGGUCAGCAUCAUGACGGAACGCCGCGCACGCUAGGCCCAUAUGAGCUUGUGAUGAAAGAGCGAUGCUACAUGAUGUACAUGGCGGUGUACGUCUUCCGCGGUGCUUUAGACCGCGUGCGUGGAGUGUCGCGAGGCCAUGUUAAAUCUGGACUGCUGGCGGGGCGUGUUGGCAACAAGGGCGGAGUUGGUAUCAGUCUUAAGCUCGGCAUAACCCGUCUCUUGUUUGUCAAUGCGCAUCUUGCAGCUCACGAGGGCAAAGUCGCAGAGCGCAUUGCAAAUGUGGAGAAGAUUAAAAGGGAGUUGAAGGUGGACACGUUCCUACCAGAGACAGAAUCCCAGGAUGAGGAUAUCACAGCUAGAUUCGAUCACUGCUUCUGGAUGGGUGAUCUCAAUUUCCGUGUUGAUAUUACGAGAAAGCAUGCAGACUGGCUGCUGAUGCAAAAGCGCUACGACCAGGCGCUAGAAUUUGAUCAGCUUCGCAAGGUAAUGCGUGAGACUUCUACUUUUCACGGGUUCACCGAGGCAGCGAUAUCCUUCAUGCCUACCUUCAAGUACGACGUGCUCAAGACCCUAAAGUCAAAAAAUGAGAAGGACCUCAAGCGCCAUGUCAGCGUGCGCAAACGACUGCUGCAUCGACACGAAGGAUCUUUGCCCGAUCUCGGAAUCUCGCCGGCUGGCGCAGGCAUUGCUGCAGCUACCAGCGAGGGAAAGGGGGCCCCGGAAGAGACUUUAGGAAGCAGGAAUGGUGACUUGAGUAGCUCGCCUCAUCAUUCGCAGCGCAGUGGUGCAAGUCGCCGAAGGCAGAACCUGAGCGAUAGGAUUGCAGCUGCGCUCGGCCAAAGCACUGAUACUGAGGAUGACUCGAGCUCAAUCGCAACGACCCUCGAGACAGCUUCCAUCUUGGGACUUCAGACAACUCGCUCUGCGAGCGGAAGCAUCGCUGAUAGAGAAGCGCUCGCCAGCAAUACUGCCGCGGCGGCGGAGACCCCUUUGAUCUCGCGCGGCAAGGCAAUCAGAGUCAAAGGGCAGCUGAUGAAGGUCGUGCAGGCCGUCAAAGGCCACCGGUCACAAGCCGAGUCACGGCCCGCGCACAGCAUCUCUCCUCUCAACAGCCCACUUGUGCCAUCAAGGCAAGGCCAAGGAUUGUCGGAAUCCUCACACAAUGCUGCUUGGCCCGCUCAAAAAGUAGGGGCGUCCGAAAAAGCCCUUGCAGCGCAUUCCUCGGAUCGCGCCCUUGCCGACAAGCCAAUUGGCUCGUCGCCACAAGAUCCUAGUGCACCUCACAGCCUUCGUACAUCAUCCUCUUUGGAAGAUUGGGCUAUGAACGGUUCGGUGUCAGCCCGAGGCAGCCCGUCGCCAGCGUCAAAAGGUCGACGCGUGUCAGUGCAAUUGCCCAACGAAUUUGGAGUCGAUCAUCGUCGACGCUCUAGCGCAGACGAUGCUGGCGAGUUCGUCUCGAGCCUGGAUGGUGCCACGCUCUCGGCAAUGGCGGCGAGCGGUAACAUAGCUGACGUCGAUGUGCAACGGUACGACACGUCGACGAAGCAGCGAGUGCCAUCCUGGUGCGAUCGUGUGUUGUGGCGAAGCAACGUGAAGAUCGAGGCCGAGGAGGGGCACACGGAGGAUGGCGCAGGUGACACAAGAGCGUCCCGCGUGACUACAGCGCUGUCAAAGGCCGGAGCACAACUGCGUUCAGCUACUUUCCGACGCAAUACCGAUCGCACAGAUGGCCCAAGCGUAACGUUCGCACCGCCUCCAAAGGUGCCCGUAAGGGGAACUUCAAUAGCCAGUCCAAAGCCACUCCAAGACUCGCCAACCACGACGCAAGCGCCUGCACCUGAGGGUUCCAGCGAGAAGCUGGCCAGACCCAACGGCGGAGCGGCGCACGACCAGGCUGUACGCCGUCGAUGGUUUGGUCGGCGCCACAAGCUGAAACGCUCUCAGACACUAGACGCGGAGACCUCGGACCGUGCUGGUCUGAGCACAUUGAAGGAGAUGAGCGCCAGCAAUGGCCGCGCAAACAGCGCUGUAAAUCUUCCCUCACAUUUGCGCCGCCAAAAUAGCACAGCUUCCUCUAGUCGCCCCCCAGGAUCCCCGCAAAGCACCAGACUUUUUCCACGGCGAAGCUCCAGCACUCGGACAGCGCCGUCAUCAGCGGUGAUGCCUGCUGCGCAAGGCUCGUCAACGCCUGACGGCGCAGAAGGCAAAGGAACACCACCAAUUUCCUCAGCUCGAAGUUCGCCGUUCAAUUUCGUUAGCUCUCGCAUGUCAGCGGCACGCCCUUCGAGCCCAUCGCUGCGUGGAUCUCCUGGACUCCGACGAGAACCGCUGGAACAGGCUUCUCCAGGCAGCAAUGCUCCUACCUCUGUUGACACAGAGCUGGCACGAGGCCUGGCCGCGCCGCCUGUGCCGACCAACGCUGCGCUCACUGUCUCGCCUGCCGAACCGCCUCGCCGCACAUCGUGGUGGGCAGAGCGCAUCGGUGUGCAUCUUCCCUCGCUACGCAGUGCCACUGGAGCACUUAUGCCCUUCUCGCUUUCGGCUGCGCUCGCACGCAGCCAAGAACCUGCCGAGCCUACUCAAGUCCUCGUGGGACCCAAGAAGGGCGAAGUGCAGUGCUUGCUCUACAAAUCACUAGAUGACCGCGAAAUGCGUCAGCUUGAAGGCCGCUCCGAUCACCGACCCGUCAUCUUCAUUGCCGCUGUCGGCGUGUGAAAGCCUCAGCCUUUGCACUUGCGGCUGCCCCAAAUUCCUUCCUAGCACAAAUAUCCAAAUUCAGUAGGUCUCCACGCCAAGUCAUCGACGUCUUUCGCCUUCUGCUUCAUGCUCCGCUUGCUUGCCUUUAAAGCCUAUAACUUCGAACCCACUCUUCUGUGCCUUUUCAACUUCCACUCACGGGCGCGGCGAAGCCACGUAUACCCUCUGCGCAACGUUCCUGUGCACAAAUAGAUGGAGACUUCUUUUUGC